Messenger RNA from Aphis gossypii (cotton aphid), 3371 nucleotides. RefSeq lists its product as uncharacterized. The transcript has 2 exons. NCBI's taxonomy places the organism in Eukaryota, Metazoa, Arthropoda, Insecta, Hemiptera, Aphididae. Bases 912 to 2759 code for a protein of 615 amino acids. The record is from RefSeq and is a predicted model, not a curated record.
AAAUUUAAAUUAUCGCAUUGUAGUAAGCCGCCGGAGUCGUCUCACUAUUUUUCUUUUCUAUUUUAACUUAUCUACAUGUACUACAAUGUCCUUCGCUUUUAAAUAUUUUAUUAGCAUACUCGUAGCGAUACGCAAUUAAUUCUGAUGGCAAUUUCCAAGAAUCAAAGCGUAUGGGAAAACACAGUCACAAACGACUUUUAUUUAACACUUUUUGACAAUCAAGCCAUGCACAUAAUUCAUAGAUGCGCACGCCUUGAUUUAAUAGCACAACAACAAGUCCAAUCCAGUGUCAAGUGUCUUGGGCGCAAAACCACUUUUGCAGCUACGAUGACAACAUUCUAUAACACACCUUUUUGUCCAUUUCCUAGUCUCUAUCAUGUACAACCAGGGGGUACAGAGAACCAUAUAAAUACAGGUCUCUGUCCGUCUUAAAAUUUAGAAUUAGUUUCACAUUCGCAUAGAGCUAGUCUAUGUCCGAAUUGCUAAGAUUAACUUUUUCUCGGGCAGCUACUUAACGUGCUGUCCUCAAAUUCUUAUACACUUGUUUUUAUUGUAACAAAUUAUAACUUUAAUUUUAAUAAACUCUUGUAUUAACAUUGUGUCUUUGUCUCACUUUUAAAAACCGUAAUCUUUUCCCAACAACUUGAUCCAACUGCAGAUGUCAAGCACUCAUUUAUAAACGAUAGUGAGAGAUCACUACACGUUUUUGUGUCAGGUGUGGGGUCACCUGAAAGAAGAAUUUUGGUAUCCAACCCAAAAUCAAGUACAUCAGCGGACCUCGAGUGUGUCAACAUCAGGAUCAACGGAAGGAGAUCACGGAUAAGUUGCGACAAGUCAACAAAUCGAGCCUAGCAGCGAAGCGAGCCGCAGCGCAGUUUUCAAAGCAGGACAACCACAGGGCCAGACAAACAAUGAACACUUUACUAAUAAUGUUAAUGAUACCGUUCACGUCGGGAACAUUAAGAUUCACAGACGAACAUUUAACUCAACAUUCCGGUAUCUACUACGAAAAUCGCGGACCGUUGAAACUUAUAACCUCUCAAUGGGACCUUACUGCAUAUAUUAGUCUCACUAAAUAUAACGAACAAUUUGACUACAUAAAUACUAUGAUUGAAAAAACAAAAGUAUUAUGUGUUACACAUAUGCAUAACCCAGUAACAGAUAACUUUAACUGUAACGGUCUACUUACUGUAACCGAUGACAUAAUUAACAAUUUACAACAUCAAAAGACACAAGUUUUAGAUUCUAUAGGACACGUAAUUAGUAAACGUAAUGCUCUUCUUAAAUUCGCAGCAAAAGCAGCUAGGUUAAUUUAUGGAAUAUGUAACUUAGAAUGCAUAAAAAAGUUUAACUUUAACAUAGGAGUAGCACAAAAUACCUCACAAUCUAAAUUGAUUAAAGAACAAAUUAAAGUGGUUCAACUAAACCAUGAUAUAGGAACAAACAAAUAUGUUAAUAUGUCAUUAGAAAUAAACGAAUUAACAAAUAUUACAGAUGAACAACAGGUUAAAAACUACUUAACAAAACAUUUUAUACAAGUUAAUCUAUUAAUUACAAAACAUAUAUUGGAAACAAAUACGUUACUAGAAAUAAUACAUCAAGCAAAGAUAGGAGUUAUUCACCCAAGUUUAAUAACUCCACAGGAGUUAUUAGAACACGUUAAAGAUAUUAAAGUAUCAUUACCAGGGGGAACUGAUUUACCCACUGACUUAAUCAUAACUAACAUUUAUGAACUGGUGAAACUCUCAGAUAUUGCUAUUUAUUAUGCUAACGACAACCUAGUUUUUAUAAUUUCUUUACCUUUAAUUUAUCAAAAUGAUUUUAUUUUAUAUAAUUUAAUACCUGUACCAGUAUGUACUGGCAACGAUUGCGUUUAUAUAAAACCUAUUAAUAAGUAUCUAGCUAUAAGUAAGUCUAAAGAACAUUAUGCAACCUAUGAUGAAUUUUACUAUACUCAUUGUAAACACGCUAGAGACUUCCUAUUAUGUCCUGAAAUUAAUCCUUUACAUCCUCGUAACAUUAGACCCACAUGCGAAGUAUUACUAUUACAGGAUCCACCAAAAGUUCCAACCAAUUGUGAAGUAAUGCAUGUUCAAAUCGGUACAACUAUCUUUCAUAAAAAAAGAUUCAAAAAUGAAUGGAUAUACGUAACCAACUAUGACGUGUUAUUCGUUACCUGUGAUGAAGACAAAGAAUCAACAAGCCAUACAAUCGAAGGAGUAGGAGUAAUACACUUAAACGAAACUUGCAAAGGUUUCGCCACAAGAGACAUAUUAUUACCAGGAAAAAUUGAUUACAGAUCUGAAUACGCAGAUUUUAAUCCAAAAUCAAUAAUAGAUCGUAACCAAUAUUCACCACGAACAGAGACUAACGGUUUAAUGAAAGACUAUCAUGUAAAAACAAAUAACAUGGACGACUUACACUUAGUGUCUAACUCAAAAAAUCAAUUGGACAGUCAAAGCAAAAUCAACAUAGAAAUCAAGGAAAUUCAAGACAUACAACAAAUGUUUAACUAUGCAUUAUAUAUAACCAUAAGUUUUGUCGCUAUAAUUAUGACACUGAUGAUAAUACACAGCAUAAAGACGAAAUUAACGGAAAAAUGCAAAACCCAAUUUUCAGAACAUACUCAAGAAGAAAGCCAAGAGCUUAAUCCACCAGUAACAAGAAAUCAAAACGAAGACAUAAUUGAAUUUCCACUUACAGCAAGAAAUAGCCCGGAGCCCCACUAUGCAAAUUUACAACCUUACGGUUUUAAGUAAGAAAGUCGGGGACUUCCAGCUUCGAGGGGAGGAAUGUAGUAAGCCGCCGGAGUCGUCUCACUAUUUUUCUUUUCUAUUUUAACUUAUCUACAUGUACUACAAUGUCCUUCGCUUUUAAAUAUUUUAUUAGCAUACUCGUAGCGAUACGCAAUUAAUUCUGAUGGCAAUUUCCAAGAAUCAAAGCGUAUGGGAAAACACAGUCACAAACGACUUUUAUUUAACACUUUUUGACAAUCAAGCCAUGCACAUAAUUCAUAGAUGCGCACGCCUUGAUUUAAUAGCACAACAACAAGUCCAAUCCAGUGUCAAGUGUCUUGGGCGCAAAACCACUUUUGCAGCUACGAUGACAACAUUCUAUAACACACCUUUUUGUCCAUUUCCUAGUCUCUAUCAUGUACAACCAGGGGGUACAGAGAACCAUAUAAAUACAGGUCUCUGUCCGUCUUAAAAUUUAGAAUUAGUUUCACAUUCGCAUAGAGCUAGUCUAUGUCCGAAUUGCUAAGAUUAACUUUUUCUCGGGCAGCUACUUAACGUGCUGUCCUCAAAUUCUUAUACACUUGUUUUUAUUGUAACAAAUUAUAACUUUAAUUUUAAUAAACUCUUGUAUUAACA